AUGGAUCUUUCUAGAGCUAGAGUGUUAUAUGUGGAGUUCGUGUUUUUUAUGCUUCUUACCGCAAUGGGUGCACUAAGCGAGGAGAAAGACCACGACAAUUGUCCGAAGAUUGUCAAUUUGAGAAGUGAGAUAUCUAGAUGGCCAUCCCGCAUCCCGCAACAAAGUAAGAUCUCCCCUGCUGUCAAAUUCUUCCCUCACCAUAAUGCAACCGGUAGCAACUAG
Molecule: messenger RNA, 222 nt
Organism: Dovyalis caffra
Lineage: Eukaryota; Viridiplantae; Streptophyta; Magnoliopsida; Malpighiales; Salicaceae
Source: the annotation of a GenBank genome assembly